AUGGUGAUUCAUGUUCAACUAGCUAAGCACCUACACAAAUCUCUGAAUCUCAAACCAAAACCCUUAACCUUCUUCUUCUCAUCUUCUUCUUCUUCACAACAACAACAACAACAACAACAAAUCACUGUAACUUCCGCAGUUUCAAUCCUCACCAAUCAACGUUCCAAAUCCCGCUGGAACACUCUCCAUUCCCUCUACCCAAACGGCUUCAACCCCAUCGAUUUCUCGCAAAUCACUCUACACCUCAACAACAAACCCCACCUCGCACUUCGCUUCUACCAAUGGACCAAAUCCAAAUCCCUCUGUCACCACAACCUCUCCUCCUACUCCACCAUCAUCCACAUCCUCGCUCGUGGCCGCCUCUACUCACACGCUUACAACACCAUCAGAACCGCUCUGAAUUCCGACACGCCGUUGAAGCUUUUCGAGACACUUGUCAAUUCUUAUCGAGAUUGUGGGUCUGCUCCUUUUGUUUUUGAUCUGUUGAUUGAAGCGUGUUUGCAUUCUAGAAAAAUUGAACCUUCGGUUGAAAUUAUUAGAAUGUUGCUCUCCCGUCGGAUUAGUCCCAAAGUUCUGACUUUGAAUUGUUUGAUUUCUAGGGUUUGUCGAAAAUUUGGGGUGGAUGUUGGGUAUGAGAUUUACCGGGAGUUUUUUAGGUUAGAUGAAGAAAAAUAUGAUUUUUCGAAAAGGGGUUAUGGUUGCAAAGGUUUUAGAGUUGUCACCCCGAAUGUGCAUACUUUUAAUACAUUGAUGUUGUGUUGUUAUCAAAAUGGUUUGAUGGAGAAGGUUGAGGAGAUUUGGAGUGAAAUGUGUGAAAUGAAUUGUAAUCCUAAUGGUUAUAGCUAUAGUUUAUUGAUGAGUGCAUUUUGUGAGGGAGGGAGGAUGGGAGAUUGUGAGAAGAUGUGGAAGGAAAUGAGGAAGAAGGAAAUUGAGCCUGAUGUGGUUAGUUACAAUACUAUAAUUGGUGGGUUUUGUAAGAUUGGUGAUGUUGGAAAAGCUGAGGAGUUUUUUAGAGAAAUGGGAUUGGUUGGUAUUGAUGCAACUGUUUCAACUUAUGAGAAUCUUGUUAAGGGGUAUUGUAAUGUUGAGGAUGUUGAUUCGGCUGUUCUUGUUUAUAAGGAUAUGUUGAGGAAGGAUUUUAGACCUGAUGCAUUAACCCUUGAUAUGGUGGUUAGGUUACUUUGUGAUAGAGGUAGGGUUGAAGAAGCUAUGGAGUUUUUCAGGAGUGGAGUUGCUGACUUUGAUUUGGUUCCAAAGGAGAAGAGUUAUGAGGCCUUGAUUAAGGGGUUGUGUUUUGAGGGGAGGAUGGAAGAAGCAUUGAAGCUUCAGGCAGAGAUGGUAGGAAAAAGGUUUGAACCUAAUUCAGACAUAUAUGAAGCUUUUAUUAAUGGGUAUAUUAGACAAGGGAAUGAGGAAAUGGCAGAAGCUUUGAGGAAAGAAAUGGUGCAAACUCAUGCAGAGCUAACAAAUUAA
Messenger RNA from Vicia faba (fava bean), 1473 nucleotides. The record is from the annotation of a GenBank genome assembly. Lineage: Eukaryota; Viridiplantae; Streptophyta; Magnoliopsida; Fabales; Fabaceae.